Messenger RNA from Seminavis robusta, 1020 nucleotides. The record is from the annotation of a GenBank genome assembly. NCBI's taxonomy places the organism in Eukaryota, Bacillariophyta, Bacillariophyceae, Naviculales, Naviculaceae.
AUGGCCGCAUCUGGCCAGGAGGUUACGCCGGAGAUGUGCUUUCAGGGAUUUGGUGGCCUCCAAUUUCGGUUCGAUGCAUACGAUCGAUACAAUGAGUUCUUUCGCAACGACAGUUCUUUGAUUAGUAUCACCGCCGGCAUCUACACUGGUCCCGAAAACAUUGAGGAGUAUGUUCGCUUUGGUGGCACUACCAAUCCCAUGGUGGGGUUGGCCGACGGGUAUCAUCAGCCUGGUCUACGGGGCAUCGUCAACGGCACAUGCGAGAUUCUUCUCUUCACCAACAGCUGGUACGAAUUUUUGCCAGGCGCUGCUCGUGGAGGCAAGAUGAACGCCACUUUGAUGAGUCUCAUUGAAUAUGAUGCCAUUGAGAAUUACAUGAAGAAUUUCAUUCUCUACUUGCCACCCGCAUGGAUGGAUGGGAUCUUUGCUCAAUAUGCAGGGACCGAUAGGACUCGCGACUUUGUUUGCAGGACGAUGCGAGACAGCUGUCCCGACGUGUGGGAAGCCAAUGAAGAAGUCUUUAGUCAAGCUACUGUGGCGAUGGAGGGCCGCGCUGCCGACCAAGAUUUGAUCCCUUGCAAGUCUCUCCUCCGUGAUAUGCCACAUGUCGAAGGAGCGAACCUUUACGUCGAUGGGGACUCCCAAGGUUGUAGGGCACUCCAUAGCGUCUACGCGAGCACAAAUAGCGAUCACUGUCCUCACAUGAGCUUCGUGCCCAUAAAAGAUGUCAACGGAAAAAUCAAGUGCCAAGAGUCGGCGGGGCUUUCGACUUCCGAUUAUUUCACUCAGGAGGACCUCGACAAGUUCGAUGCCUUUGUUCAGGAGAGCAGCUUUCGAGUCGACUAUCCCUCUGGCGCUCGUCUUUUUGAUAUGGAGGAAAUGACAGAGGAAGAGAUUCUAGGAUUUUAUGGUGACGUUGCGUUAGGCGAGAUUGAGACUGAGAUUGAGGUAGAUGCUUCCUCCGCGAAGAUUGGCAUGAGUGGUUUUGCCUUGGCCGUUUUGGUUUCUUUUCUCUUGUGA